GUCUUCAAGUUGUGUUGUAAUAGCACUUAUGAUGAAGUACUGGCUGUGACGAUAACGUCAAAUAUACACUCUCCUAGCAACUGUCAAUUGUGUCAACCAUCAAACAACGCGCAUUGCAUUGGAGCUUGAAAACAAGGACACUUGAGAAAUCGUCCGCGCAUCGCGUCCCACGUACAUAAAUAUAGAGGCUCAGAAUCGACUGUCGAGAUAGCACCGCGCAACUCUGUUCAACUUGAAGCCUAUAUACACGACAGCGUACUUACGACCAGCAAAUCAUGGCCGAAGUCAACGAGGGCCUCGACGUCGUCGCACCGCCAGGCUACACCAUAGGUACGAAUGACAUAUGCUGCGCAACAUCGGCUCUGACAACAUCGAUCUCAGGCGAAAUCGAGAUACCAAGUGAACCACUCGCAACCCUAUCGUUCGACGGCAUCGAGACGGAUCCAAUAUUAAUGAACGGGGCCCACUCAUGCUCGAUCCACGAAGCCCACUCAGCAGACCCAUCCAACGAGGCCUGCGCAUGCCCGCGUCGCGGAACUUACUACGUCCAGGACCCAUUCCGGGAUUCCGACUCGGACAGUGUAGAGGAAACGCCCACGAUCGAGUUCUCGCAGCGCGAGGACGUCGCAGCUAGGCUCUUCGGACGCCAUGCUCGCGUUUUCCGCGUCGCCUUCUCCGCACUUCUAUACCUGAUAUCGUGCGUUGCGUAUACGACGAUGACCACCUUCAUCGGUUGGAGUACCAUGACGGUCGGGCUGGAUAGGUCCUCCGCGUACGCCUUCGAGAAUAUCUCCUCCGCGGCGACAGUCGGCACCAUGAUCCUCGUGGCCAUGUCAUCCUGCGUCUGGACGAUCGCAAGGCGACUCAUGGAGGAGAGCCAGAGGCUGCAGGAUCACGGAAUCGAUCCUUUUGGAAGAAAGGUGCCGAGGUGGUGGAGGGAGCCGCGGACCGGGACACUCCUUCCUGCGCCGCCUCAGCAAAUCCAGCGUCGUGAUUGGGCGCAAUACCCCGCGCAUCCAGUCUAUAUGGCGUUGGCAUUCUUGCUGAGCGGCUUGUAUGGUCCUGCAUUGGGCCUGUCGCUGCUGUACGGAGGACGGAACGCGCCAGAGGGGAUGCCGACUACGACGGACGCGCUGGCGUGGGGCGCAUUCGGAAUGGCAUUCAGUCUCGCGCUGUUCAUUAUGAUGGCCAUGAUGACGACGGCUUUGAGCAUCCUUAGGCAGAAGAUUCGGUACCGGGUGUAGGGAGAUGUAGGAGGCAGUGGGAGUCUGCAGGUAGUUUGGUUGAAUGUGCGCCUGGAGUGACAGAAAGCAGGGGCGGACUUACGUUUUGGAAUACAUGUUGUCAACAUUUGCGUACUCAAAGGAUCAGUGUUGGUGAAGCCCUCUGCGCGACUGGCCUCCAGGUCGUCGAACACGCCAGUGUUCGCCAUAUCUACUGUAAGCUUGAGACGCGCGUAAGCCAGCAGAAGCCUCCCAGUACCGGGCACAAGGAGACAAGAGUGAGAUUUGGUAGAGUGGUCGAUAUGUUGUACGCUUGAAUUGGCGGCGGCGAACUGCAUGCUCGUGGCGUGACGGUAUGUAAGUAGGGGGACCGGGGCCCCGAGGGAUG
This is a messenger RNA of Fomitopsis serialis, 1611 nucleotides long. RefSeq lists its product as uncharacterized. Lineage: Eukaryota; Fungi; Basidiomycota; Agaricomycetes; Polyporales; Fomitopsidaceae. The record is from RefSeq and is a predicted model, not a curated record. The coding region runs from base 276 to 1244 and encodes 322 amino acids. The transcript has a single exon.